AAAUUGAUAAUAGUGUUAUAGUAACUGUUAUUCAAGAAUUAAGUACUGCUCAGAAAAAAUAUUCUAGUAGCUUUUCAGAAAAAUCUUCUAACAAAAAAGCAAAAAAAGUUAGUGAAAAGGUCUCAAAAGAAUUAUUAACUGAUAUUCUCAUUGUUGAUAGAAGCUUAGAAGAAAAAAGUUAUACAACUGAUACUAGAG
Molecule: messenger RNA, 198 nt
Organism: Scutellospora calospora
Lineage: Eukaryota; Fungi; Glomeromycota; Glomeromycetes; Diversisporales; Gigasporaceae
Source: the annotation of a GenBank genome assembly